Penicillium waksmanii is the source of this 531-nucleotide messenger RNA. RefSeq names its product CDC73 C-terminal domain-containing protein. The transcript has a single exon. Gene Ontology annotation, cellular component: Cdc73/Paf1 complex. The record is from RefSeq and is a predicted model, not a curated record. NCBI's taxonomy places the organism in Eukaryota, Fungi, Ascomycota, Eurotiomycetes, Eurotiales, Aspergillaceae. Gene Ontology annotation, biological process: transcription elongation by RNA polymerase II; positive regulation of transcription elongation by RNA polymerase II. The coding region runs from base 1 to 531 and encodes 176 amino acids. Gene Ontology annotation, molecular function: RNA polymerase II complex binding.
AUGUCGAAUAUUAAAUCUUUCCUAGGCGAAGGUAUCUUCGUGCCACCCGACCACCCAACACUGAGCAUGUCGACCGAUGCCAAUUUCAUGGAGAUCAAGCGUCCAUUGCGCAUCAAGUCCGAUCCCUCCAAUCCUAACGCUACCUCGAUCGGCUCGCACGGUGGUGGUCGCGGGCCCAAGCCAACCAAGUUUAUUCUUGUCGACGGCACGACUAACUUCAAGCCUGAGUACUGGUCGCGACUGGUGGCUGUCUUUACGACUGGCCAGACGUGGCAGUUCAAGUCUUAUAAGUGGUCUUCGCCGCCGGAGCUCUUCAAGCAUGCGACGGGUAUCUAUGUUGGCUGGCGUGGCGAGGAGACCCCUCCGUCCGUGAAGGGAUGGGGUCGUGGCGUGAAUAGUUUCGCUGUCGAGCGGUGGGAUGAGAAGGGUGGGGUCCAGGGUUCUGGACGUUGGCGGGAUCGUGAGGUUGUUGAGGGUAUUUGGACGGCUAUUGAGGAGGGCAUGAAGCUUCGUGGUUGGGGAUCCAAGUAA